GCUCUUUUUAAGAUUGCUUGAGUACAUCAAUUAGGAUUGGGGAAACUUAUCAAUAUUUUACCAAAUAAUUUUUUUCUAAUACAUUUUAGUACAUCUUAUUCGGUUAGUACAUUUUUUUUAAACUUAGUGCUUUUAAAGUUUAGACUUUCAGGAACUUUUAUUUUGGCGGGUGUUGAAAGCUUGAUUCUAACCUGGAAAUAGUAAACAUUACCAGACGCGGGAAUUUCUUUCAGCUUUUAAAAUAUUAUAAUAAUAUAACAUAUUUCUCUAAGGUUUGUGAGUCUAAAUAUGCUGAAGACCAGACUCUAAGGCAGAGUCAUGAGAUACAAUGGACUGGGAGAAACUUGAACUGAAUCCAAAGAUUAUUAAUGCUUUAAAAAAAGCCAAUGUGAACUCAGCGAAAAAGAUUCUGAGUCUUCCAGCUCCUGAUCUGCAGAGACUCCUUCAGCUGUCUAACUCUGAGGUCCAGCUGGUGCUCACUGCAGUAGCUGCUCUUUACCGCUCAGUCCCACCUGUUACAGCUUUACAGCUGACACGUGGAGAAUUUCCCUCUUUGGAGCCUGGACAUAGGCUUUCAUUCGCUUGUCCUGUUUUGGAUGGUCUCUUGCAUGGUGGCCUUCCACUGCAUGGGAUAACGGAGUUAGCAGGAGAGAGUGCUGCUGGAAAGACCCAGUUCGGUCUGCAGCUCUCUUUGUCCGUCCAGUAUUCACGCGAGCAUGGGGGACUUGGGGCAGGAGCUGUAUAUAUCUGCACUGAAGAUCCUUUUCCCAUCAAACGGUUGAGACAGCUAAUUACCCAGCAGUCUCGGCUUCGUCCAGAUGUUCCACCGGCUAUGAUCCGCACCAUCCGCUUCAGUGACAACAUCUACAUUGAACACACUGCAGACCUGGAAGCCCUGCAGACAUGUGUGACACAGCGAGUGCGCACACUGCUGGAGCGAGGUCUAGUGCGCCUCAUCGUGGUGGACUCAGUGGCUGCUCUGUUUCGUACUGAGUUCCAGGCUGAUGAGGCCAUAGAGAGAGCGCGUCACCUACUGGCCUUCUCCGCCACACUACAUCGACUCAGCCAUACGUAUAGUGUACCUGUUUUCUGCAUUAACCAGGUGACGGAUGUUGUGGAUGGCCCAAACCCAGGCCGCUGUGAUUACGGGCUGGUGGAAAGUAAGGUGCUCCCUGCUCUGGGUAUUAUUUGGGCCAAUCAGGUGAUGGUGCGUCUCAUGCUGAGGAGACACGAACGCUGUUUAAGAUCAGGGGAGCAGACCAGUGCUGCCCGCAAAUUAGAAGUGGUUUUUGCUCCUCAUCUGGCUCGAGCGAGCUGCCUGUGUGGAGUCUGGGAAGAAGGAGUUAGAGGAAUCACACAAGAAGGAGUCAUGGAAUAGGCUCAGGCAGUGUCAAGAUAAACAAACGAAUAAACAUUAGAAUACAAAUUGAAGAAGGAUACUCAAUGUUUUUGUAUACAUGUAUCUUUGAUUUAGUUAAUAAACUAUAUGUUAUAUUGAUAGUUAUUAUUAUAUUUCAGUAAACACCUGUCUGAUGAUGAGUACUAUUCCAGUCAAGGCAACUUUAUAUGUAUAAUGCCUUUCACAAUUAAAAUUCUCAAAGCAGCUUCACAAAGGAUUAAAAAAACAGAAAAGUAUAUUCAUUAACUCGUUCAGUUUCUGUUCAGUCCUUCUGGUGAGGAUCAUGUUGGCAACAGGCUGACAAGGUGAGUCCAAACAUUAUAUCCACCUACAUAUACCAGCUUCUCCUCAGAGAUCCCCAGACAUUCCCAAGCCAACUGUGAGAUCUAAUCCCUCCAGUGUGUCCUGGGUCUGUUCCGGAGAGUCAGUGUAGGAGCAGACCAGGGGGAAUUAUAAUGAACUACCUCAAAAUGGUUUCAUUUGUUUUGUUUUGUUUUUUGUUAAAUUUAUUCAUUUAUUUUUCUUUUGCCUUUUUUCUUUCGUCCUCUUCUUCUAUCUAUACUAAUUGGAGUGGGAGGGGUUUGGGUUGUUCUUUUUUUUUUUUCUUGGUUUGGUGAUUGUAUUAGGAAUAGCUGUAGCACCAUGUUAUUCUCUUUCUAUGUUAUUUAUUUGAUUUAGUGGUUAGCACUGUUUCCUUGCACCUCCGGGGUUGGGGGUUCGAAUCUUCUCCGUGUGCUUCGGGGGUUUCCUCUGGGUACUCCGGUUACCUCCCCCAGGCCAAAGACAUGCGUUGUAGGCUGAUUGGCAUUUCCAAAUUGUCUGUAUUAUGUGAGUGUGUGUGCAUGAUUGUGCCCUGUGAUGGGUUCGCACCCCAUCCAGGGGUGUGCCUUGUGCCCCAGGUUGCCUGGGAUAGGCUCCAGGCUCUGCCAUGACCCUGUGUAGGAUAAGCGUGGAUGGAUGGAGUACUGGAAGAAAAAGUAAAUUGCUUUAAUUGUAUUAAAUAUAAAUGCUUUCCCUAAUAAAAAAAGAUGAAACAAAAAAAAAGCACGCUAACAUAAAGUAACACACCACAAAAUGAAAGUGUAAAAAAGAAAAACAAAUGAGAAAAUUCAUCUCAGAACAUCAGGAACCCCUCUGUAGUGAACUAAACAUGUGACAUCUACAGAGGUGCCAAAAUCCAUGGUUUAGCUGCACAUUUUGGAUUUUUGAAGCUGUUUCUUUCCGAUAAAUAAGUGGUCAGACCAAGCAAAUAAAAUUCACCCGACAGAAAAGGCCAUUCACUAAAUCCCAGAUACCAAGUCAAAAUUCUGAGACAAAGUCAUAAUUUUGAGAUAAGUCAUAACUACGACAUAAAAAGUCAGAAUUAUAACAAGCCAAUUUUGAGAUAAGUCAUAAUUUCUAUACAAUAGGUCAUAAUUAUGUCAAAAGUUAUAAUUGUGAGAUAAAAGGUCACAACUCGUAAUUUCAAGAUACUAUAAGAGAUAAGUCAUGCUUUCGAGAUACUAUAAGAGAUAAGUCAUAAUUUUGAGAUUCUGUUGGUAUUGUUAGAAGGCAUGCAGACACUCUAUGGUUUUUGUGGUAAAACUUUUUUUCUCUCUGUCUGUAGGAUUUUCCUGUUAGCAAUGUACCCCUGCAUCAAAAUGUGCUAAAAUGUACGUAAUGCUGACCAGCAGAGAGCGCUCUGUCUCCAUGAACCUCAUUCACUGUAUUUAUCCAAAUCAGAGCAGGAUGUCAUUGAUUAUCUGCUGUACACUGGUUAUUUGUUUCUUCCUGCAUAAUUGCUGAGAUGGAUAGACUGAUCUGGCAGCUCAGUGACAGUUUGAUCCAUACCACAACAGUCACUGUCACUUGUAUUUGGGGACAUGGUGCCCCUGGGACACAGACAGCAGACAGUAAAUACAGAAGUUAAACCAUGUGUCGGAGUUUUUUCAUUGAAAUGACUGUUCUGGGAAUAAUAAAUCACUCAACCCCCCAAAAAAGACUAUUACAUUCCACUGGUCCUGUAUUGUAAUCAUGUAUAUGAGAGUAAGAGGUCAUAAAGGGUCUGUCCUCUCGCUGAUCCUGCCUUUUGUUGUGGGUGGACAGUAAGGAUGGACCCUGAUGGACUGGUGUAGGUAGCAGCUGCCAAUCUAACAGUCUGCCUAUUAGGCAGCAGCUGAGUGAUCCGUUUUUAAAACCCAUGGGAGUGGGGUUUGAUUCAGCAUCGUGCUCUGUACAGGUCAAAGAAAAGAGAAAUAACCUUGAGUCAUCCCACGCUAUCUGAUUUGGGAGUGUGUGUAGGUGUGUUUGUGUGGUGUAGCUAUACAUGAGAGAUUUUGUUCUGUGUGAUAAACAUGAAAAACAAUUAAAUGUGAGUGCUUGUCGUUUGCUCCUUUUUAGAAUUCAGAGAUGAAGAGGAUACUGGCUAAUAAAAACUGACUACUGACUGAUACACCCUCAGUAAAACAAAGUCACUUGAAAAAUAUUCUGUUUACAUAUUUUAAAGCUUUGGGGAUUAUUAUUUUCAUAUUUUUUUCUGUACCUCCACCACUAUUCUCUCUUAGUCCUCUGCUUGUAUUCAGUCACUUUUGUAUUAUGACUUUUG
Pangasianodon hypophthalmus (striped catfish) is the source of this 3983-nucleotide messenger RNA. It is a transcript of the gene xrcc3, whose product is annotated as X-ray repair complementing defective repair in Chinese hamster cells 3. The transcript has 7 exons. Gene Ontology annotation, molecular function: ATP binding; ATP-dependent DNA damage sensor activity; four-way junction DNA binding. The coding region runs from base 329 to 1378 and encodes 349 amino acids. Gene Ontology annotation, biological process: resolution of mitotic recombination intermediates; telomere maintenance via recombination; t-circle formation. Gene Ontology annotation, cellular component: Rad51C-XRCC3 complex; replication fork. NCBI's taxonomy places the organism in Eukaryota, Metazoa, Chordata, Actinopteri, Siluriformes, Pangasiidae. The record is from RefSeq and is a predicted model, not a curated record.